Messenger RNA from Rotaria sp. Silwood1, 951 nucleotides. The record is from the annotation of a GenBank genome assembly. Lineage: Eukaryota; Metazoa; Rotifera; Eurotatoria; Philodinida; Philodinidae.
AUGUUAAAGUUUGCAUUAAUAAUAUUAUUAUUAUUCAUACCAAUUAUUGUUGAAUCUAAAGGCGCAUGGUCUUAUGAAAAUCUAAAACAAUGGGUACGUGGAAAUCGUUAUUGUGCUGGUAAUUUACAAUCACCAAUUAAUCUUCAAUUUGAUAUAUCACAUUAUGACCGCCGUCUUAAACAAAUGUAUUUAGAAGAACGAUAUCCUCGAGAACCAGCCGAACUUAUCAAUAACGGUCAUACAGCACAACUUAAUAUGAAAAAUCAUUUUGUAUUAAAAAAUGUCGCACCUGAGAGUGAAGAUUAUAAAGUUGAACAAAUUCAUUUUCAUUGGGGUCAUUCACAUGAUAAUAAUAAUGGAUCAGAACAUUUACAUGAGGGAAAAUCAUAUCCACUUGAAAUGCAUAUGGUUACUUAUUCCAGUUUGUAUUCAAAUAUUCGUGAUGCUAUGCCUAAUACACGUAGCCUUGCUGUUGUUGGUGUUUUCUUUGAGCUCAGUGACGAACCGAAUCCAUUACUUGAACCGUUAGUUGAUGCAUUACAACAUGUUCGAGGUCAACAUCAAAAAACUAUUGUCAGUGAUGCAUUUAGUGUGAAAGCAUUAAUUGGUGAAGAACGUAUGAGUCGUUAUUAUCGUUAUGAUGGUUCAUUAACAACACCACCUUGUUAUGAAUCAGUUAUAUGGAGUGUUUUAGUAGAUCCGCUGAAAUUAUCUUUUCAGCAACUUCAUGCUUUUAGAUAUUUACAUGAUGAUAAUGCUCAAGUAAUGAAAAAUGUGUAUCGACCAAUACAAACACUUGGUACAAGAAAGUUAUUUCGUAGUUUUCUUUCAAAAGAUAUUGAAGAUGAUUCCAAACAACGACAGUUAAUAGCAAAAAAUCAUGGACAAUAUUUAAAAAAUGAUAUGAAAUUAAUAGUUAUAUUAACUAGUUUACUAAUGAUUGUGCUCUAA